Messenger RNA from Pipistrellus nathusii (Nathusius's pipistrelle), 1782 nucleotides. The record is from the annotation of a GenBank genome assembly. Lineage: Eukaryota; Metazoa; Chordata; Mammalia; Chiroptera; Vespertilionidae.
AUGUGUGACCAGCAGCAGAUUCCGUGUUGCCUGCCUCCCCCCCAGUGCUGUGUGAAGGGUUCCUCCUUCUUCCCCUCCUCGUACUCUUCUCCCCAGGGCCAGGUGGUUGUUCAAGCCCCUUGUGGGAUGCAAAUCGUGGAGUGCCCUGCACCGUGCCCAGUUCAAGUCUCCCAGGUGAAGUGCCAAGCUCCCUGCCAGCCCCAGACCAUUCAGGUGAAAGGCCAGGCUCCAUGCCAGUCGCAGACCACCACGGUGAAGGGCCAGGCUCUAGGCCAGGCCCAGGCUGCGCAGGGGAGCAUCCUGGCUGCAGGCCAGGCCCAGGCCGCGCAGGGGAGCAUCCUGGCUGCAGGCCAGCCCCAGGUCUGCUACGUGCAGUGCGGAGCCCCAUGCCCUGUCCAGACCUGCUUUGUAGAAUGCGCUCCGGCUUGUUACACAGAAACUCGCUACGUGGAAUGCCCCGUCCAAACCUAUGUACCCUACCCGGCUCCCCAGCCUGUCCCGAGGUAUGUGGCGUACCCCUCGGCGGGCCAGACUCAAGGAAGAUUCUCCACCCAGUGCCAGUACCAGGGCUCCUUCGGCCAGGGCUCCUUCGGCGGCUGCGCCCCCCAGCGUCAGUCCCGGCCUUCGUUCCGCACGUAUGCACCCCAAUGCCAGAGCCAGGGCUCUUACGGGGGCUUCCCCAUGCAGCGUCGGGCUAGGAGCACCAGUAGAUGCAUCCCUCAAAGUCAGAUGAGGCCUUCUUACCGCAGCUGCUCCCCACCCCGCCAAAUGCGGCCUUAUUACAGCAGCUGCUCCCCACCCCGCCAGAUGCGGCCUUCCUACCGCAGCUGCUCCCCACCCCGCCAGAUGCGGCCUUCCUACCGCAGCUGCUCCCCUCCACGGCGCUCCGAGCCCUACUAUAGCAGCUGCAUGCCAUCCAGCUGCAUGCCCUCCUCUAAUUACUGCACCCCACCCCGCCGCUCCGAGCCCAUCUACCACAGCUGCAGCGCUCCGCAGCGCCCCAUGGCCAGCUGCCCCCAGAGACAAGGGCCCCGGUGCCGCAUCGAGAUCUCCUCGCCCUCCUGCCCCAGGCAGGUGCCCCCCCAGAGGCGCCCGGUGCAGCUCCCCCCCAUCGGCCGCUGCUCUGAGAGCUGCGCCCCGAGGCCCUCCUGGGGGACCUCCUGCCCGGAGCUGAGGCCGCGUCCGCUCCCCAGCUUCUGCCCGCCCCGGGAUUAUGACCAGUGUCCGGUGCCCGCCCCGCGACCGUCACGCCCGUCACGGCGGUGCGAGAGCCCAGAGCGACGCACUCAGAGGCGGUUUCCUGAGUCCGGUCCGUGUCGGGAGCCGAGCCCAGCCCCGCGUCCAGCCCCACGAUCUGGCCCAUCGCGGUGUGAGUUUCCAGAGCCGCCCCGUCCGCAGUCCUAUGAGCGCCCAGAACCGUGUCCGGAGCCCAUUCCCCUCCCGGCGCCCUGCUCCAGCCCAGAGCCCUGCGGGCAGCCCCAGCGCGGCCCCAGCCCCUGCUCAGGCCCGAUGAUGGCAGGCUCAGGAGACCUCGGCUGCCAUGAGUCCCGCCCAGGCCGCCUGGACAUGGAGGGCCCCAGCUGCGGCCCAGCGGCUUACAACCAGUGCGGAGAGGGUGGUGAUGCCAGCUUUGGACCUUGUGAUGUAUUCCCAGAGCCGCAGCGGGGUCUGGGCGGUUAUGGGGACCAAGGAGGCGGCUCUGUUGGAGUGAAAGGAGGCGGCGCCUCUGUCGGAGUGAAAGGUGGGGACUACUAUGCCGGAGUCAAGAGCGCCUACUUCUAA